Messenger RNA from Sclerotinia sclerotiorum 1980 UF-70, 1482 nucleotides. RefSeq names its product Ca2+/H+ antiporter. Gene Ontology annotation, cellular component: fungal-type vacuole membrane. Gene Ontology annotation, biological process: calcium ion transmembrane transport; intracellular calcium ion homeostasis. The record is from RefSeq and is a predicted model, not a curated record. Bases 1 to 1482 code for a protein of 493 amino acids. The transcript has 5 exons. Gene Ontology annotation, molecular function: calcium:proton antiporter activity. NCBI's taxonomy places the organism in Eukaryota, Fungi, Ascomycota, Leotiomycetes, Helotiales, Sclerotiniaceae.
AUGGCUCGAACCGCUCAGAGACGUAAAGAAAAGACAACCAGCACUUCAACGGCGCCAAAGGAGGACAUUGAAAUGGCUACUUCACCGCCGGCACAGGGUCAUAUUGCAGAAGUUUCAGUCGAAACAAGCACCGGGACUUCGACGACCGCACAUCACAACUUAUCGGAAACUCUACACCACAUGCUACCUAUGCAUAGAGUCAAUCAUAAGGGUUACAAAGUUACAAAGGGUAUUCAACCUGAUGGAGAAAGUGGUAGACGCGGCAUACACCCGUUUCAUUUCUUCAGGAUAUGCUGGAAGUCAACCAGCGAUGCUUCUCGACUUGUUAAUAUUCUUUGGCCGGUUGUGCCAGCAGCCCUUGCUGUUCGAUAUGCUAGACCAGAACUUAAUCUGGCGAUUUUCAUACUCAAUUACAUUGCCAUGGUACCUUGCGCGAAUUUAAUUGGAUUUGCUGGACAGGAAUUGGCUAGGAAACUACCAAAGGUGUUUGGUAUUUUGUUAGAAACUACACUUGGAAGCAUUGUCGAGAUGAUCCUCUUUAUAGUCCUUUUAACCAGAAAUGAAUAUGGUGUCAUUCAAGCUGCCAUUUUAGGCUCAAUGCUAGCGACAUUGCUAUUAUGUUUGGGAAUGUGCUUUUUUGUCGGUGGCUUGACGCGAGACGAGCAAGAGUUCGACGAAGCUGUUAGUGAAGUUGGGAGUGGACUGUUGUUGACCGCUGGACUUGGUCUCAUCAUUCCCUCGGCAUUUGCAACAGCAUUAGAGUUGAAAAAUACCGCGACUCUCACCGAAGAAAUUAUCGCGGAAAAAGUCCUCAAUAUAUCACGCAUUACUUCUGUACUUCUUAUAAUUGCUUAUGGUACCUACGUCUUUUUUCAGAUGCGAACUCAUCACAGCAUCUAUGAUGCUAUUCUAGAAGCGGACGAACAAAAGGACGAGGAUCGCCAUGAGGAUUUGGAAAAAGACAAGCUUACAUUCACUGAGUGUGUCAUCGCUCUCUCAAUCUCGAUUGCUUUAGUGACUCUCAUUGCCAUCAGUUUGGUUGAACAAAUUCCCCAUAUUGUGGAAGAUCGUGGAAUUUCUGAUGCAUUUAUGGGUCUUAUUCUUGUUCCUCUAGUUGAAAAGGCCGCCGAGCAUCUUUCGGCGGUAGAUGAGGCUUAUGACAAUCAGAUGAACUUUGCGUUAUCUCAUGUGCUAGGGGCAACGAUUCAAACGGCACUAUUCAACGGCCCUUUGGUUGUCAUCAUUUCCUGGGGUUUGAAUAAGAAAUUGGAUCUUAACUUUGAGAUGUUUGACAUUGUUGUUUUGAUCCUAGCCAUUCUGGUUGUAGGAAAUUUCUUGCGGGAUCAAAAGAGCAAUUAUCUAGAGGGUGCUCUAUGUGUGAUUGUUUAUAUUAUCAUUGCAGUGGCGGCUUUCUUCUAUCCAAACCCAGAAGAGCAUACCGUUGGCGGCGAGGCGACUAAUGCCAUUCAUGCUCUUUUUUGA